GAGCGCGCGGUGGGGAUGAGCCCGCACUGGUCCGGACUGGAGCUCCCAGUCCACGGCGGCUUCGGGGCUGGCGGCACCUGCCCGGCGCUGGCCAUGGGGCGAGUGGCGGCAGCUGGGGCCGUACUGGUGGCACUGGUGGUGCUGGGAGCGGCCCCGGCUGCGGGCGAGGAGCUCUCGGGGGUCUUCCAGGAGCACCAUAAAUUCGAGUGUCACUUCACGAACGGCACGGAGAAGGUGAGGGUCGUAGUGAGGUUCAUCUACAACCAGGAGGAGUACGCGAGGUUCGACAGCGACGUGGGGCACUUUGUGGGGUACACGCCCUAUGGGGAGAAACGGGCCCAGUCCUGUAACAGCGACCCAGAUUACAUUGAGCAAUUGCUGUCUGCAGUGGAGAGGUGCCAAUACAACUACGAGAUUAUGACCCCGUACAUCGUGGAUCGCAGAG
Messenger RNA from Malurus melanocephalus (red-backed fairy wren), 445 nucleotides. RefSeq names its product SLA class II histocompatibility antigen, DQ haplotype C beta chain-like. The record is from RefSeq and is a predicted model, not a curated record. Gene Ontology annotation, biological process: immune response; antigen processing and presentation. Gene Ontology annotation, cellular component: MHC class II protein complex; membrane. NCBI's taxonomy places the organism in Eukaryota, Metazoa, Chordata, Aves, Passeriformes, Maluridae.